AUGGCCUCAACUGCCCCGGAGCCGCCGUCUACCGGCGUCGUCGCUUUAGACUCCGCUCGCAGGACACUCUCCGUCAUCAUCGCAGGUGAAAGCAAGCUGACACUGAUCUCAAAAGACCAUGCCACCGACAUUCCCUACAGCACUGACGCCCUCCUUCGCCUCACCAAGCUCCUGCCCAGGAGCAUCAGGACGUUCGACAACAUGAACCAGGUCAGCCAGGUAGCAGACCACUUUCUCCUGCAAUUUUUUAGAAGGAACUCAGCCUACAUCGACGUAGCAUGCGCUCUAUACAAUACCAUUGCCGAGGACUUGAACAGACUGCUUAUCAAAGAAGAGGUUUACCUCGCUAUCUUGGCGCAGUACGGCCGCGUCUUGGUGAAUAAUAAAAUCAGAGACAAGAGACUGCUAAAAGUUCAGGGCGAUGUUGAGUCGUUGUUGGAGAUUAUGCUGGAGAUAGAGCGAGAAGAGGAGCAAUUUUCCGGGGUUGUAUGUUCCUCUGGUCUCGAUCUCAUUGCAGACAGGACGAACCCGACGUCUUCGUCAAGCUCAAGGCAUCAUAGCCAGCCGGUUUGGGCUGACGAGCAGACGAAGAUAUCGGACGACGAGUUGAGGCACCAGCGGUUUAACCGCGACAAUUAUUGUCAGCCGCCAUUGUUGAUUGCUCAAGACCCUCGCCUGAUGACGUUGGUCAAGUUGCGAAAGAAUGGGGAGUUUGUUAGACACGCGCUCUUUGACAAGGGGAGUGAGAGCUGGCCAAAUGAACUUCGUGACAUGUUGUCGCUUACGGGUUUCAGCUUCUAA
Messenger RNA from Neurospora tetrasperma FGSC 2508, 801 nucleotides. RefSeq lists its product as uncharacterized. Bases 1 to 801 code for a protein of 266 amino acids. NCBI's taxonomy places the organism in Eukaryota, Fungi, Ascomycota, Sordariomycetes, Sordariales, Sordariaceae. The transcript is spliced from 4 exons. The record is from RefSeq and is a predicted model, not a curated record.